This is a messenger RNA of Perca fluviatilis (European perch), 3018 nucleotides long. It is a transcript of the gene b3gat3, whose product is annotated as beta-1,3-glucuronyltransferase 3 (glucuronosyltransferase I). The transcript has 8 exons. The record is from RefSeq and is a predicted model, not a curated record. Gene Ontology annotation, molecular function: galactosylgalactosylxylosylprotein 3-beta-glucuronosyltransferase activity. Lineage: Eukaryota; Metazoa; Chordata; Actinopteri; Perciformes; Percidae. Gene Ontology annotation, cellular component: Golgi membrane. Gene Ontology annotation, biological process: carbohydrate metabolic process; chondroitin sulfate proteoglycan biosynthetic process. The coding region runs from base 191 to 1192 and encodes 333 amino acids.
CCGGAAGCUGUUGGUACAUUGCUGCAAAAAAAUCAAAAUGCCCUAGCUGAGUUGUUAGCUAGCCGAAUGAAUGGUUGCUCUGAUGCACUGAGGUGCCUUUGCUCACAUCUUUCCAAGAUGACAUAAAUCUGUAAGGUCAUAACUCAACUCUACCGCUUCUGUCGUUCACGAUAUCCCGCCUUUGGGUACCAUGGCAACGAGGAUGAAGCUGAAGCUGAAGACUGUGUUUGUGCUCUACUUCAUGGUCUCCCUCCUGGGCCUCGUCUAUGCACUGAUGCAGCUUGGUCAGCGCUGCGACUGCUCAGAGCAUGACUUGCCUAAAGACCGUACCAUAUCUCGGCUGCGGGGGGAGCUGCACCGUCUUCAGGAGCAGAUGAGGAAGUCCGAUGCGACCAAGCAACCACAGAAACAACCAGCCAAGCCCACCGUCUUUGUGAUCACCCCAACAUACGCGAGGCUGGUGCAGAAGGCCGAGCUGACUCGUCUGUCCCAGACGUUCCUCCAUGUUCCUCAGCUCCACUGGAUCGUGGUGGAGGACUCGCCGCACAAGACGCCACUAGUAACUGACCUCCUGGUGAAGAGUGGCCUGACCUACACACACCUGCACAUGCUCACCGCCAAGGACCGUAAACUGCAGGAGGGUGACCCCAGCUGGCUGAAACCUCGGGGAGUUGAGCAGAGGAACGAGGGUCUACGGUGGCUCAGAGAGGACAGAAGGGCUCAGCCAGGAGGAGACAACCAGCAGGGUGUGGUUUAUUUUGCUGACGACGAUAACACAUACAGCCUGCAGAUAUUUGAAGAGAUGAGGAGUACCCAGCGAGUGUCCGUGUGGCCAGUGGGACUGGUUGGAGGGAUGAAAUAUGAGAGGCCCGUGGUUGAAGGAGGAAAGGUGGUUCGCUUCCAUACCGGGUGGCGUCCCAGUCGCCCUUUCCCGAUGGACAUGGCUGGCUUCGCUGUGUCCCUCAAACUUGUCCUGGCCAAUCCAGAGGCCUGUUUUGACGGAGAAGCACCAAUGGGCUUCCUGGAGAGCAGCUUCCUUCAGGGAUUGGUUACCAUGGACGAACUGGAGCCUAAAGCGGACAACUGCUCUAAAGUGCUGGUGUGGCACACACGGACAGAGAAACCCAAGAUGAAGAGAGAGGAGGCUCUGCAGGCUCAGGGACUGGGCUCAGACCGCGCAGUGGAGGUCUGAGGAACACACACACACACACACACACACACACACACACAUACAUACACAUUGUAAAGUGUACUCUGCUGUUUCAUGCUGCAUAUGUAACUCUGCAUUGUAAAUACUGUAAAACAGAAAAAAUAUCAGUUUGAGGUCACAUAUAAAUGUAUCUGUUUUUUGUGUCAGGUAGUAAAUGUACAUGUGUGUAUAUAUUGAGUGAGUGUUGUUACAACAGUGUACGUUAGUGUAUGUACUGUAUCAGGGUGUUCUCAGUGAGUUAGGUGUGUUUGGCCAGCAGUACAGUAGAGGAGGAGUCUGGAGUUUAAACAGUUGCCUGACGGGGGCGCCAGUUUUAAAUUUUGUAAAGCCAUGCUGUUACACCAGCAAUAUGUUUUCCUUAACGCUGGAAGGAAAGGAUGCAUGUUAUUACAGACGUCCAUGCUUGCAUCAUUUGUAGCAAUCCACAUGUUGUGCUCAGUUUAAAUCCUGCAGUGUGAGCAUUCCUAAUGGCACUUAGAUGUUGUUAUUGCUGUGCUCCAGCUGGUCUUGCUCCAGCCUCCUGUCUCUGUUUCCUUUGCUGGUUGGAUCUGAUCUGUAACCAGUUUCAUCAGUGCAGCCGCUAACCUCUUGAUACAGAUGCAAUGGAGCACUUUACUCAUGCAUGGAUUCUAUUUUUGCGUGAUUAGUGUCCGUAAGUCCAUAUUCAGCCAUAUAGAUGUUUUUUUUUUUUUCAGUCACCAUCAUAGGCAUGAUAAUAAUAUUUAUACAACCUAUCAAAUCUAAAUUUCUGCAUUUCGUAUCAAUGUAAUAGUAUUGUGGAGUGAAGAAUUUUUUAUUUUUUAAAGUUAACAAUAUUUAUUCAUUUAUUCACAAAACUCACAAACUUAAUUAAGAAAAAUGCUCAAUAUUUGUUGCCUUGUAUUUAUUAUGCUCUCAUACACAAACAAGUGGUGCCACUUGGCAACACUGUGCUGCAACACAGACCACAACAAAUACAGAGAAGCAAUGGUUCCACACCCAGUGUAGCUUUAGUGUUGAAGCUCAGAGUGCAAAUGCUGGUUUUCUUUUAAGAUGAUUUUUUUGGGCAUUUUUAGGCCUUUAUUGACAGGACAGCUGAAGAAAUGAUAGGGGAGAGAGAGGGGAGUAUGACAUGCGGCAAAGGGCCGCAGGUCGGAGUCGAACCUGGGCCUGCUGCGUCGAGGAGUAACCCUCUAUAUAUAUAUAUAUACCAACUGAGCUAUCUGGGUGCCCCAAAUGCUGGUUUUCAAUAGUAUCAUAACAGCUAGUUCUAGCCAGCAUUUUAAUAUGUACAUUUUUAGUGAUGCUUUUUAAAAACAUAAGGCUUAGGGAAUCCAUGUAAAAGCCCUGAAUAAGGGAACAACACUACUUACACUCAUAGACAUUCCUUAUGCAAUAAGCAAAGACAAAACACAAAACACACCGUCCCGGUUAUAUUUCCAUACGCUGAUGACAAGGAAAAGACUUGAAUUUGCCUUUAAAAGGCAGAGAAUCCCUGGUACUUUACAAUAGCAGUGUUUCAGUAGUAUAUUUGGGAGAAAAAAAGCUUCAAAUAUAAAUUGAAGUACUCGACCUGUGCUUGAUUAUCUUCCAUGACAUCCUCAGAAGUUGGAAGAAUAAAGAGCAAAAUAAAAGUAUAGCUCAAAGGAGCUACUGUUGUAUGAUACUGUAAAAACAGCUAGUGCCUGCUUAAGUGUAAUUAGUGCCUGUAAGUCAAUUCUCUACUGGUGUAUUAUGUAUUUAUUACUAUAAGAAUAUUGUUCUUUACAUUGUACAAUGUGAUAAUGUUUGUCCUUAUCCUUGAAAAUAAACCUAGAUCAUGUAAACUA